AUUGGAGCAGACUCCAGAGCAACGUGUCUCUGUCAUGGCAGCCGCAUGCAGUCGCUCUUCCUCGAGUAGUGGGCUGGCAGGUCGCAGCGGUCGGGAGAAAGUGCUUUUCUUCCCUGUCCCCGGACUAGUGAAAUGAUUUGACAGAUGUAUUUAAAGAGACCUGCAACUGGUCUCGCCUUCUGUUUGUUCUACUUGUCUUCUUAUUUCACCAACAAGUAUGUUCUGUCUGUCCUGAAAUUCACCUACCCCACUCUUUUUCAAGGCUGGCAGACACUAGUUGGUGGAUUUCUCCUACACAUUUCAUGGAAGAUUGGCUGGACUGAGAUCAGCAGCAGUUCAAGAUCUGAAGUGCUGUCAUGGCUUCCGGCUUCUGCACUUUUUGUGGGCAUUAUUAUGCAGGUUCCCAGGGCACUGUCCAGACUGCCAAUUCCUAUCUUUCUUACCUUACACAAUGCUGCAGACGUUAUAGCUUGUGGAAUCGAGGCAUUUGUGCAGAAAGAGCAGCCCUCUAGACUAAAAAUCUGUAGAGUGCUGACUCUUCUGGUAGCAGCAGGGUGCCUUCCUUUCUAUGAUCCACAGUUUGAUACAGAUGGCUAUUUUUGGGCUCUCAUCCAUUUGCUAUGCAUUGGGGCUUACAAAGUAUAUUAUAAUUCAUGGAGACCUAAUUCUCUAAGUGAUUCUCAGCAACAAUAUAUAAACUAUGCAUUCAGUGUGGUGAUGUUGGCUUUUGCAUCCCACCCAGCAGGUGAUCUCUUUAGUGCCUUGGAAUUUCCGUUCCUUUACUUCUACAGGUUUCACACAAGUUGCUUUGCCAGCGGUCUUCUGGGAUUCCUACUGACCUUAUAUACAAUGAAGCUGAAAAGCAACACAUCCUCAGGACAGUAUGCAGCCUGGAGUUUCCUAGCAAAGGUUAUAACAGCUCUAUCCCCAUUCUUCUUUGAAAUUGCAAUGAAUGUACCAACAGCCUGUUGUCUUUUACUUGGUGGAUUUGCUGAAGCCUCGCUGCUUUACAUCGAAAGGACUGGCAUAUGAAUAUAUAAGGAGAAAUGAUGAAGAGAAUAGCCAAGCAUUCCCAUCAGGAGUAAUAGUCAGUGACUGAAAAAUCCAAAGCAACAGCCGUAAAGAUGUGCAAACUGCAAGUGACUUAAUUCCACAUUCUUCUUUCUUCAGAGCCAUAAAAAUGUUAUUAAUAGCAGUGCGGAAAGUCAGGACUCCGUUAACCUUUAUACUAGCCAGGCUAAACUAAAUUGUGCAGUCUCAACUAAACUAUAUCCACUACCGUAAAACCAUCUGGGCAUGGACUGCUGUAAGAAAGGUGCUUAUCCUGCCCCGUUUCCAACCUUACUUCGAGUUCUGCACCAUUCAGAAUUUGAUGGCUGUCCCUUUAUCACAAUAUAAAUUAUAGGACCGUAGUCUCACUUGUGAAGGAAGAAUGGACAAGCUUCUUGGUCUGUGGCAGAUUUCCAGGUGUAUCUGGGUACAGGGAAGACUUGGUAGUAUUUUGUGCUCAGUCUGUGUGCUUGCUGCUUCCUUGCUCUCCCAUCAUACACAACUCCAGUGAAACAUGAAGAAACAAAACCACGUGGGAGGUAUCCUAAGUGUGUCU
Molecule: messenger RNA, 1606 nt
Organism: Lacerta agilis (Sand lizard)
Lineage: Eukaryota; Metazoa; Chordata; Lepidosauria; Squamata; Lacertidae
Gene: SLC35D4
Product: transmembrane protein 241
Exons: 15
Coding region: 145-1032 (295 amino acids)
Source: RefSeq, a predicted model, not a curated record